UCGCUGUGUGCAGGCCGUUUGCCUUUGUCAUUUAACAAAAAAAAGCUGUGUUUCUUUUAAGUAUGUCUCAAAAGCCUAUAUUAUACUACGCACUCUUCAGCCCGCCAGCCAGGGCCUGCAUUCUUACAGCCAAAUUGAUUGGUUUGGAUGUGGAGCUCAGGGCCGUUGACUUUUCGAAAAAGGAGCAUUUGAGCGAGGAGUUCAUUAAACUUAAUCCGGAGCACCAAGUACCCGUUUUCGUGGACACCGAUGGUGAGGUGUAUGUGGACAGUCAUGCAAUCGUUUGCUUCAUGGUUGCCAAAUAUGGCAAAAACGAUCAGCUUUACGCGAAGGAUCUGAAGCGUCGCGCUCACAUAGAUCAUCGCCUGUACUACGAGAAUGGCGUGCUCUUUCCGGUGAUCAAGGACAUUGUGGCGCGCAAUCUUUACGGUGGCGAAUUGGAGUACAAUAUAUGCUCUGUCACAAUGUGCCAGAAUGCUUACGCUACGCUGGAGCACUUUCUGGAACAGGGCAGCUUUGUUGUGGGCAAUGAAUUGAGCGUGGCGGAUAUUUCCAUAAACACCACACUGAUCACUUUGGAUCUGAUGAUGCCCGUGGAUCGGGAGCGUUAUCCGAAAAUUGCGAAUUGGCUGCAGCGCAUGCAGCAGCUGUUGCCCGACUACGAGGAGAUCAACCUGAAGGGGGCUCAGGCGCUACAGCAGCGCAUUGAAAACCGCAUGGCCGAGAACAGUUCAGUAAAUAAAUGAUGAAUCUUGUUUUUGAUUCCAAAUUAACAAAAGUUAA
Molecule: messenger RNA, 783 nt
Organism: Drosophila montana
Lineage: Eukaryota; Metazoa; Arthropoda; Insecta; Diptera; Drosophilidae
Gene: GstE13
Product: Glutathione S transferase E13
Exons: 4
Coding region: 63-746 (227 amino acids)
Biological process (GO): glutathione metabolic process
Molecular function (GO): glutathione transferase activity
Source: RefSeq, a predicted model, not a curated record